This is a messenger RNA of Hevea brasiliensis (rubber tree), 1332 nucleotides long. Its product is annotated as ribulose-phosphate 3-epimerase, chloroplastic. The record is from RefSeq and is a predicted model, not a curated record. Gene Ontology annotation, cellular component: cytosol. Gene Ontology annotation, molecular function: D-ribulose-phosphate 3-epimerase activity; metal ion binding. NCBI's taxonomy places the organism in Eukaryota, Viridiplantae, Streptophyta, Magnoliopsida, Malpighiales, Euphorbiaceae. The transcript is spliced from 10 exons. Bases 121 to 963 code for a protein of 280 amino acids. Gene Ontology annotation, biological process: pentose-phosphate shunt; pentose-phosphate shunt, non-oxidative branch; carbohydrate metabolic process.
CGUCGCUGAAAUAUUGGUGGCAAAGAAAGCUAAAAAUAGAAACUAUUAACAGGCCAAACUUUCUCUCACUAACUGACCGUUAAUAGAAAGACAAACAGAGUUUCUAGAGAGAGAAAGACGAUGACAACAGCUUCAUUGUGUUCAUCAAGUCAGAUCAAUGGUUUGGGAGGAGCUCUUAUACUCCAAAAGACCCAUCUCUAUCAACCCAGUGCAGUCACUGUUACAAGGAGAAAAUUUCAUACUGUAGUGAAGGCAACAGCUCGGGUUGAUAAGUUCUCUAAAAGUGAUAUCAUUGUUUCCCCUUCUAUUCUCUCUGCUAAUUUUUCAAAGCUAGGAGAGCAGGUAAAAGCAGUGGAAUUGGGAGGUUGUGAUUGGAUCCAUGUUGAUGUCAUGGAUGGUCGUUUUGUUCCAAACAUCACCAUUGGACCUCUUGUGGUUGAUGCUUUGCGGCCAGUGACAGAUCUUCCUUUGGAUGUGCAUUUGAUGAUUGUAGAACCUGAACAAAGAGUGCCAGAUUUUAUCAAGGCUGGAGCUGACAUAGUCAGUGUUCACUGUGAGCAAUCCUCCACCAUCCAUUUGCAUCGCACAAUAAAUCAGAUAAAAAGCCUUGGAGCUAAAGCUGGAGUUGUCUUGAACCCUGCUACCCCACUGAGUGCUAUAGACUAUGUCCUUGAUGUGGUUGAUCUAGUAUUGAUUAUGUCUGUAAACCCUGGUUUUGGUGGGCAAAGCUUUAUUGAGAGUCAAGUAAAGAAAAUCUCAGAUUUGAGAAGAAUAUGUGCAGAGAAGGGAGUAAAUCCAUGGAUUGAAGUAGAUGGUGGAGUUGGUCCCAAGAAUGCAUAUAAGGUUAUUGAGGCUGGGGCUAAUGCUAUAGUUGCGGGUUCAGCUGUAUUUGGAGCUAAAGAUUAUGCUGAAGCAAUAAGAGGAAUCAAAACCAGCACAAGGCCAGUUGCUGUACCAGCAUGAUUUAUCACCAGAGAAUCUCAUUUUAUUAAAUGUUAUUCAAAAAGUAGAUAAGCAGCUUAUUUCUACCUUCAUGUUGCGGCCAGAUGUACCAUCACUUCUUGGUUGAUUUCUCCCGGGUUACAGAUGAACUAAUAAGGAAACAAGUCUGUGGCAAGAAUGCCGCUGGGUAUAUGAUGUGUACCAUAUAUCCUUUAUAGGGAUUCUGUAGUUGGAGCUCAUGUGAGGCUCUUUGUAACAAUCAAUAGAAUCAGGACCUUUUUUUCUUCUUUUUAUUUUCUUCAUCUCGUUAAAUAACUAAAUGAAAAAUAGCUGAUACAGUCAGUACCUUAUUAAGCAUCUUUAUAAACAUUCAACUAGCAUAUUCAUCCA